Emiliania huxleyi CCMP1516 is the source of this 1272-nucleotide messenger RNA. RefSeq lists its product as hypothetical. Gene Ontology annotation, cellular component: nuclear replication fork. Gene Ontology annotation, molecular function: ATP-dependent chromatin remodeler activity; ATP binding. Lineage: Eukaryota; Haptophyta; Isochrysidales; Noelaerhabdaceae. The coding region runs from base 1 to 1272 and encodes 423 amino acids. The transcript has 3 exons. The record is from RefSeq and is a predicted model, not a curated record. Gene Ontology annotation, biological process: DNA repair; replication fork processing.
AUGUCGUUGCCGUCAGCUAAGGCCGCCGGAGCAGCAGCUCGCGACGCUGUUGCCACGCCUUCGCCCGGCUCUCUCGACGCGAGCCUGAUGCCUUUCCAGCGGGAGGGCGUGCGCCGCAUCCUGGCGUGGGACGGGCGCGCCCUACUCGGCGACGAGAUGGGUCUUGGCAAGACGCUGCAGGCCAUCGCGGUCGCUCGGCACUACCGGCGAGAGUGGCCGCUGCUCGUUCUCUGCCCGACGUCCAUGGCUCACACGUGGGCGGACGAGCUGGAGCGCUGGUGUCCCGAGCUCGUUCCCGGCCAGAUCAACCUCAUCAAGAGCCACCACAACGGCGCGCUCUCCUCCGCCGCCGUCACCAUCCUUACCUACGGGCUCGUCACCAACGGCAAGGAGAAGGAGCGGCUCGUCGCGAACGUGAUGGCCGCCGGCUUUGCGGUUGUGAUCGUCGACGAGGCGCACUACCUCAAGACGCGCGACUCUGUGCGCACGAAGCUCAUCCUCCCCCUUCUCGCGGCGGCGCAGCGCUGCGUCAUGCUCACCGGCACGCCCGCGCUCAACCGGCCUGUCGAGCUGUACCCGCUGCUCAGCACGCUGCGGCCGCAGCAGCCGGCGUGGCGCACGUACAGCGCCUUCGUGCAGCGCUACUGCGCCGCGAAGCCAACCUUCUUCGGCGGCCGGCGCGGGCUCGACGUGAGCGGCUCGUCGAACGAGGCCGAACUGUACGCGCUGCUCUGCGAGACGCUGAUGGUGCGGCGGCUCAAGGCCGAGGUCCUCGACGAGCUGCCUCCGAAGCAGAGGCAGCGCGCGACGCUCGCGCUCGACGCCAUCACCCGCGAGGCGGACGCGCUGCCGAGCGGGCCGUCGUUCGAGCGGCGGAGCCUGCUCUCCAAGUCUGUCGUCGAGUUGGCCGCAGCGAAGGCCGCGCUGACGGCCGAGUACGCGCUCGAGCUCGUCGCCUCGUGCGAGCGGCUCCUCUUCUUCGCGCACCACAUGACGUCGCUCGUGCGCGCCUUCGAGGCGGCGCCGCGCGGCUCGCCCGUCCUCUUCCUCCUCUCGAUCACCGCCGCCGGCCAGGGGAUCACGCUGACGAGCGCCUGCAACGUGUGCUUUGGCGAGCUGCGCUGGGUGCCGGGCGAGCUGCUCCAGGCGGAGGACCGCGCGCACCGGAUCGGCCAGGCGAACGCGGUCAACAUCUUCUACGUGUGCGCAAAGGGGACGGUGGACGAGGCGCGGACCGGCGGCGGCAGAGGGCCGAGGGCGGUGCGGCCGUGA